AAUUAAGCACCUAAUUGCUCCGAGGAUUUGCCAGGAUGUUGCAAACUGCACAUCACUAAUCUUUGAUGAUGGCAACAACAAAAUGUGACAGCCACAACAAUGGCAGCGCCUCUGGUAGGGCUUGACACCGCUGCCUCUCCCGCUCCAUUCAUGCGCGCCAGACACGUGGGAUCAGUCAGUCUUGAGGAGUCGUCAGAUGUGGACGUGCUGCCUGCGCGCUUUCAUCGCAGUGACUGGCCCGAAUUUCGCAAGCUCUGAUCGGCGCUCCGCUGAGGAGAAAAAAAAGAGACGAAACAAAAAUACAACAAUACUGGAAUACCCCCGUGUGAGGCAAUGCAUUUUGUCAAGGUGGCACUGCUGAUGGCACUGCUGGUUGUCGUGACGGACGCCUCUCUGCUGCGGUGGCUCCCCGCUCGGCCGCCGUCCGUCGGGAUCCAGCGCGCCUGGCCGUUCCGAAGACCUCAACAGCGUCGCCAGAGUCUGGUCAGCAAUUGGCGUCCUCAGCGUACAGCACAGAGCACGACUGGAGAUAUUCCGCACGAUCGAAAGUUCUUCCGGUACCUGUGCAGGACAACAGACGUUUGUCCCUACUCCUGGCAGUGGGUCGAAGGCAACAUGCUUCGCGCCAUUGUGAGACUGUCCCUCCAAAAAUGAGACGGGACAAGUGCUGAAUAAAUGUAGAAAAAUGCGUGAAAGAGAAGGAGUAAUACCACAAUGAAAGAUGCGCAAUUAACGUUGUAAUAUUUUAUAUUCAGGAAAAUGUUACGGAAUGUGAUACAUUAUGUUAAAAAAUACUAUCACUGAUUACAUGUUAUUUACAGCAUAAAUAUGUUACUGUUGCCAAAGAUAUUUGCUUGUUUGUUCUCAGUGUCUCACUUGUUAUGAAAAAAAAUAUAUAAAGAACAAAA
This is a messenger RNA of Penaeus monodon (black tiger shrimp), 908 nucleotides long. RefSeq lists its product as uncharacterized. The record is from RefSeq and is a predicted model, not a curated record. NCBI's taxonomy places the organism in Eukaryota, Metazoa, Arthropoda, Malacostraca, Decapoda, Penaeidae. The transcript is spliced from 5 exons. The coding region runs from base 334 to 654 and encodes 106 amino acids.